AUGGGUGGCGACGGAAAGGUCUUUACUUUGGCGGAGGUCUCCGACCACACCACUUCCAAUGACUGUUGGAUCGUCAUCAGUGGCAAGGUAUAUGAUGUGACAAAGUUCUUGGAGGACCAUCCUGGUGGUGAUGAGGUUUUGUUGACAGCCACUGGGAAGGAUGCAACCGAUGAUUUUGAGGAUGUUGGGCACAGUACCAGUGCAAGAGCGAUGCUGGAUGAAUUCUAUGUGGGCGACUUUGAUACAUCAACUGUCUCCACCCAGACCACGUAUACUCCUCCCACACAGCCUCAAAACAGUCAAGGAAAUUCAUCAGAUUUCAUCAUCAAGCUGCUUCAGUUCUUAGUUCCCCUGAUUAUCUUAAUCGUGGCUCUUGGCAUCCGUUCCUAUACCAAAUCACCGGCUUAAUGAUGGAGCGCGCAAGGAAUUGGAAUGCAAUUCUUAAUAAUAAGUUUAUCCAAUAAGACCCUGCUCUUUUUGUUAUCAUCCACCAAUACUGUUAAGAUUCAGUGGAUGGUACAAUGUUUCGACUUUUAAGUGGUAAUCAGUAUGUGCCUGUUUUCCUUUGCCAUUUACUUGUUGAGACUCGUGGUUUGCCUCAUUGAUAUGCCACCCUGAAAGUUGUCUCGUUUCGUUUGUGUCACUUUAUUUAUUUGGAGGAUCUAAUGAAGGUAUCUGUCUACCUAUGAGAAACCACCAACACCAUUUGUGGUUUGAGCUAUCGCACCUUGGUUACUUUCACCCAUGAAAAUUGGUUUUUGCUAGAGGCUUUUCAAUGAUGCAAUGUUUAUGAUAAAUAAUGCUCGGAAAAGCAUUUUGCUUUGCUUACCUUAAAGCCUCUCU
Molecule: messenger RNA, 843 nt
Organism: Ilex paraguariensis (yerba mate)
Lineage: Eukaryota; Viridiplantae; Streptophyta; Magnoliopsida; Aquifoliales; Aquifoliaceae
Source: the annotation of a GenBank genome assembly